AUGUGCGCGAGAUAUAUCGGUGAAAGCACUCUUCAUAAUCCUGCAGGAACAUUCUCUGGGACCCGAGUUAAUCCAGGAAAAACAGCUAGCCAGUAUUUGAGUUUCACUAGUCUGCCACCUCGCACUCCUUGGCGUCUGCGUUUCCUGGAAAUCAAUGCCCUUACCCGCCACAGGUGCGCUGGCACAUUCGCCAGGUUUAAGUACAAUGAUGAUGAAACACAAAAAAUUUCUAAAGUGAGGUUUCUGCUGAGGAUUUGUGAUGCAGCUGUAAAUAAUGACAACAAUACAGGAACAAAAUUCAUUUCUCGGCUGUCAUCUGUGUGCAGUUACAAAACCUUCCCUUAUCAUGAGAGAUGGAUGUUUGAAAUAAAACAGAGUGAUUUCCUGCUGGAUCUUUACUCAGAUGUGAAGGACUAUGAGAGUCAAACAGGCAGGAGUUUACUUCCAGCAUUACAGUCAGUUUAUCAGUCAGCACCUGAUGUCUGGGUCAUAAAUCUCUCAAAGAGAAAGACCUCCAUCCUCCUGGAAGUGUUGAAGCUUCAAACAGAGAAGAAACCAGUAGAGCUGAGAUACUACACGGAUGAAGAGAGUCAAGUGAUGAGUUUACUUCACUGUCUGCCAUACAUCUCACAACUGAGAUUGAAUCAUUUUAAUAUCAGUGAGGCUGUAGCAUUUGUGUCAAAUCUCUUCAUUAAAGCAGCAGAAACUGAGAGACACACAGGAGAUCAGAUGCUGAAACAGUUGACAUCAGUCUGCACAUACAGAUCUUUUCCUUAUGAAUAUGAUAAUGAUGCUGCUCAAAGUGAUUUCCUGCUGGAUCUUUACUCAGAUGUGAAGGACUAUGAGAGUCAAACAGGCAGGAGUUUACUUCCAGCAUUACAGUCAGUUUAUCAGUCAGUAUGGGUUUGGAUCAUUGAUCUCUCAAAGAGAAAGACCUCCAUCCUCCUGGAAGUGCUGAAGCUUCAAACAGUGAAGAAACCAGUAAAGCUGAUAGACUGCACAGAUGAAGAGAGUCAAGUGAUGAGUUUACUUCACUGUCUGCCAUACAUCUCAUUUCUGAGAUUUAGAUUUACACCCAUGCCCAAGUGA
This is a messenger RNA of Misgurnus anguillicaudatus (oriental weatherfish), 1089 nucleotides long. The record is from RefSeq and is a predicted model, not a curated record. Lineage: Eukaryota; Metazoa; Chordata; Actinopteri; Cypriniformes; Cobitidae.